This is a messenger RNA of Jatropha curcas, 3577 nucleotides long. It is a transcript of the gene TRM26, whose product is annotated as RB1-inducible coiled-coil protein. Lineage: Eukaryota; Viridiplantae; Streptophyta; Magnoliopsida; Malpighiales; Euphorbiaceae. The record is from RefSeq and is a predicted model, not a curated record.
AUAUGUGGAACUUGGUUUAUUUUGUUCUCAAGAUUUUUCCUUUUUGAGAUCAUGUGUCCCAAUUAUAUCUUGAUUUUAAAUCAAGAAUUCAGAUUGAAGUUUGAGCUUCCUUAUGUGCUUAAUUCUAAUGCCAAAGCUAAUGAUUUCUUUAUCUUAAUUGUUGGAUCUUUUGAUGGUUCAUAGCCUUCUUAGUCUUCUCUGUUCUUUCAAGUAUAAAAAAUUGGCUUGCCCAUGAAUUUUCUUGAUUUAAGCCCACAAUUAUCUUAAAAGUUAAUUUUCUUCAAUCAAUUAUGACCAGUUUUAUCUAUUUGCUAACUGGCUACAUAGGAGAUCAUUCAUUAUCUGCAAAUCAAGAUGUGAAAAAUCCAUUUUUCUUGGUUUUAUUUUUAAUGACCUUUAUAAAUUAUAAACCAUUACCAUUUAAAAUUUACAGAAAAAUUUCAUUAGAAUAGCUAGUUAUUCAGUUGGUUAUGAACCCAUUGGCUAGAUAUCAACAAAGAUGCUAGUGAUUAAUGGAUCUUAAUUAUUCCCAGGUUGUAAAGAAAGUAAUUUUGUGGCUAUAAAAUAUAUUUCAGGAAAAGAUAUUGUUUCUGAGUUUUAAUGGGGUGAAGCAGAAGAAGAUGAAUUGCUGAGACCAUUUAUUAGCUGAAGCUGCAUGGGAGGAUUACUUCACCUUUUUGACUUCAAUCACUGGCAUAGCAGCAUGGCUAGGAAAAUUCUUGCACAUAAGCGACAUGUCGAGGCAUUAGAAGCUCCUCGAAAUAGCUUGGAGCUGCAAGUAGAAACAUCUCAGAGUUGUUGUGCUGCUGGGGAUACGGUGGUUGAAGAAGAAUGGCCUGAAAGGACUUGUUACCCGAUUGAGGCUUCGAUGAAGAGAUUGAUUAAUGAGGAAAUUUCCAAGCAAUCUAAUAAUAGAAAGAAUACUCCAAGCAUUGUUGCUCGGCUAAUGGGAGUGGAUAUGUUACCAAUGGAUGAAAAAUCUGCAGCUCAGCCUGUUGAUAGAAAGAAUGUGAACAUUGAAACGAAGUACUCGAGAAAGGCGAAAAAUGAAAAGAGCUCCGUUGCUUUUCUCUCUUCAAACUCAAAUUCAACCAGGCAAACGGAAUAUGAUUCAUUGUACUACGGUAGGGAAAGAAAUGUUGAUAGAUGGAAUAAUGGUCACAAGUUAGGAAAACUGAGGCCUCGGGAACAUCCUCAAGAAGAGGAACUACAGAUGUUCAAGAAAGAAUUUGAAGCAUGGCAAGCUGCCAGGUUUAAGGAAUGUUCAAAGGUUGUUGAAUUUAGGAGCAGUCCUGAUCAGUUGCUCGCCCAAGAGAACAUAUUGAAGCAAAAUGUUUUACCCACUGCAAUGUCAACGAGCGAGAAGAUUGUGGAACACAAGGGUCAUGGGCUAAAAGCAAAAUCGCGCGAAAGAGCUACUUUGCAUCAUAAACAUAAAUUGGAAGUAUUCCCAGUUGAACAGAACGAAUCUUCGUCUUCAAGAGGCAAAAAUAUGAACAAGAACUACAAGCAUUCCUCGAUAAAUUAUGAUCAGAAAGUGGAUAUAUCUUCUGCUCCCACAAAAAUUGUGAUCUUGAAGCCUGGUCCUGAUAGAUUUGGUGAACCAGAAGAGUGUUGGACUAGUUCCUCAUGCAAUUUAGAGGAUAGAGGUAGCAUAGAAGAUUUCCUUGAGGAGGUGAAGGAACGGUUGAAAUGUGAAUUGCAAGGGAAAACAGUUAAAAGGGGUUCUGUAGUAAGAGGCAGUGGAAUUGAGACUCCUUUCAGUGAAAAGCCUUCAGAUCCCAAACAAAUUGCUAAGCAUAUAGCACAACAUGUCAGAGAAAGUGUUACAAGAGACCUUGAAAUGAAUCUUCUCCGAUCAGAAUCAACACGGUCGUAUAGAAGUGAGAUUCAAUUUAAUGGAGCUGGUUCUCCUGAGUUCAUAAAUAGAGAUACGAGAAGAUUCUUGUCAGAGAGAUUAAGGAAUGUUCUCAAAAGAGAAACACAUUCUCUUGAUGUUCCUUUAGUUGUUAGUGGCAGCUCUGGAUCAUCUUUCUUGAAUAAUGAGAAAGUCAGACUAAAAGAAGUUGAAGAUACCUCACAAGCUGGAACAUUGUCGAGCUAUUGGGGGAUUGCUAAAGAUGAGCAAGAAAUGCAAACUAGAUCUUUUAGACAUGGAGAUGAUGAUGGGAUGCUUCAUAAAGAAUUAUCUCCUAGGAAUCUAAUCAGGUCUUUAUCGGCUCCCGUGUCAGGAACAUCAUUUGGUAAGCUUCUUCUUGAGGAUCGCCACAUUUUAACAGGCGCUCAUAUCAGAAGGAAACAUGAAGCCCUUGAACAUAUGACAAUGGAGUUGAAAAAAAGGAAGAAAGAAAGGUUCAAUAUUAAAGAAAAAGUUUCCAAUUUCAGAUACAGUUUGACUCUUCGAGGAAGACUAUUUGGCAGAAAACUUCAAUCAAAGGUGGAAUCACAUGGUUUUGAGCAGGAUUUUGUGAAGGAUAUAACGAGUGGACCGACAAUUGUUAGAAACUUAAGCGAAAGACACAUAAUGGAGAACUCGACGGAGGUGCCUCCAAGCCCUGCAUCUGUAUGCAGUAGUGCUCAAGAAGAGUUCUGGCGGCCAAUGGAUUACCUCAGCCCAGAUAUCACUCCACUGGAUGAUAGUUCUUCAACACAGGUUUUCAAAGAGAUCAGCUCUAAUCUGAAUGAGUUGCGGAGGCAACUAAGUCAGCUAGAGUCGAACCAGCCUGAAGACUUGACAAUAGAACAAGAGCCUAAUGACUGCAUAAUGGAUGAUUUGGAAGACAAAAUAGAAGUUUAUAUAAGGGAUUUACUUGUUGCUUCAGGUUUCUAUGAUGGAUCAUGUGAAAAAUGUUUGUCUAGAUGGGAUCCACUUGCAAAGCCUAUUAGCAACUCGGUGUUCGAAAACGUUGAAGAAUCUUACAAAAAAUUGGCUAAAGAGAUUGAAAGCAAUACUAAAGAGCACAAAAUGUUAUAUGAUUUAUUGAAUGAAGCACUUUCAACUGUACUCGGACCCCCUGUGACCAUGUCUAGAUUCAGAAGAAAGCUUAUGAGUUCCUCCAUCUUACCACCAUUGCACGGAAGGAGAUUAUUGAAUUGUGUAAUGGAGAUAAUCCGCGCAAACUUAAAUUCUCCAGAAGAUAAAUCUUACCACUCACUAGAUAGUAUGGUGGCAAGGCAUUUGGGAUCCACACCUUGGUCUGGCUUGAUUGAUGAUGAGGUAAAUGGUGUAGGAAAGGAAAUCGAAUGUAUGAUUGUGGGAGAUUUGAUAAAGGAAAUUGUGAAUGAUAUAUCAAUUUGUAAUUAUGUUUGAGGUACUAAUUUUUUCUACUUUAACCAUUUUUAUGGCUAGCAGGUUGCUUAUUGUCAUCAUAGAUAAAAAUGUGAUGAUGAGAAAGGUGUUGGUGAGUGAGAGUAGCUAUGGAGGGAAGGUGUACAAAUGAUUUUAAAUGGGUACAUCUUCCUAAUUGGAGAUUGCCAUGUUUUUUUUACUAUAGGUGAGUGCUUUAGCGGGAGAUUUCUUGUUCAUGUAUGUAUAUAUAGUAUAUGUAUUUAUUUUGUGGGUGUUAGGAUGCAAAAA